Molecule: messenger RNA, 1101 nt
Organism: Pieris napi
Lineage: Eukaryota; Metazoa; Arthropoda; Insecta; Lepidoptera; Pieridae
Gene: CPG9
Product: cation channel sperm-associated protein 1-like
Exons: 2
Coding region: 122-772 (216 amino acids)
Source: RefSeq, a predicted model, not a curated record
ACGUAACAGCAAAGCAGAGCACUCACACGCCGUCACAGUGAAACGAGUAUAAAAGCAAUGCAAAUAGCAAUUGCCGGCAUUACCCUCCACCCUCCAGUGACGACCGCACAGCCUCACCAAUAUGAAGUACCAUAUAUUCCUGGGAUUAUUCGCGGUAGCGGCCGCUUACCCUGGCCUCAUUCACGAGGAGGCCCCGCAGCUCAAUCACCAAGCAUUAAUCGGCGAAACAGGACACCAUCACCAGAUCCAACACGAACACGCCAAGUCACACCAGUCUAUCAAAUUUGAGCAUUUCCAUCCCGUCCCCGUGUACGUCAAGAAGGAGCACAGCCAUCUUCUGCACCACCCUCUCGAGAAGGGCCAAAGCGAGUCAAACUUAAAACAGAUUCACCCUGAAACCCAACAAGCUCAUGGUUACGGGCUAGUUCUGGAAGACCACAGACUGAAUACUGACCACCUCUCCGCUAACCUUGGACAAGGAGACUACUCUGCUGGUCUAGAGCAUGGAGGUAUCCAGCAUGGAGGUUUCGAGCAUGGAGGUAUCCAGCAUGGAGGUUUCGAGCAUGGAGGUAUCCAGCAUGGAGGUCUCGAGCAUGGAUCUCUUUCCCAAGGGUUACAACAUGGAGGCUAUGAACAGUUCGCAGGAGGUUACGAGAGCAGCGAAGGUCUAAAAGCUUAUGCUGAAGCUCAACCUGAGUUGGGACAAUAUGGAGGUCAUAUACAGGUCUCGGGAGGCAGUGAAGAGAACAACGGAUACGGUCACUAUCAAUAAUAAUAUAGAUAUUACUCCGGGCACACAGUGAUUUAAUUAAUCUAAUUAUGUAAUGUCUUGCCUGUUGGUAUUACUAAGAUAAGUCUGUGUAAAAGCUAAAAUAUGUGAUCUUCGUGUGUAACGUACCUGAUCAAAAAUGUUGAUUUUAUUAGAAAUUUAUAGUGCAGAGCGCACAUGACAGUAAUUUACUAAGCCAAUGUAUACUUGAUAUGUGAUGGAAAAUUGUGUGUUCCUUUCUCUUGUCCCGAAUGUUAUGUGAAUUUGAGUAUUAUUAUGGGUUGACUCCCAGUGAAUUUGUGAUAUGUUAUUAAAUUGUUAAAUAAUUUGUA